Molecule: messenger RNA, 762 nt
Organism: Fragaria vesca subsp. vesca
Lineage: Eukaryota; Viridiplantae; Streptophyta; Magnoliopsida; Rosales; Rosaceae
Product: thaumatin-like protein 1-like
Exons: 2
Coding region: 4-762 (252 amino acids)
Biological process (GO): defense response
Cellular component (GO): extracellular region
Source: RefSeq, a predicted model, not a curated record
ACUAUGAAAUCUCAAGUUUCGUUACUCUAUCUUUUGGUGGUCACCAUCGGUUUUUCAGGAGCUCAAUCAGCUACGUUCACGUUCACGAACAACUGCCCCUUCACAGUUUGGCCCGGAACCCUAACCGGCGGUGGUGGUGCACAACUAUCCUCAACCGGGUUCGAGUUAGCAUCCGGUGCCUCCUCAACUCUAGACGUCCCAGCUCCAUGGUCCGGCCGCUUCUGGGGUCGGACUCAGUGCUCCACAGACGCCUCAGGAAAGUUCACCUGCGCCACUGCAGACUGCGGCUCAGGUCAAGUCGCAUGCCACGGCGCUGGUGCAAUUCCACCUGCGUCACUGGUGGAACUGACCCUAGCAGGAAACGGCGGCCAAGACUUCUAUGAUAUUAGCCUCGUUGAUGGCUUCAACGUCCCCGUCCUACUAUCACCUCAAGGCGGCUCCGGCGGAUGCAGCGCCACGACCUGCGCCGGAAAUGUCAAUGCGGUUUGUCCGGCGGAGUUGGCUGUGAAAGGAUCAGAUGGUGGUGUGAUUGCUUGCAAAAGUGCGUGUUUGGUUUUCAAUCAGCCUCAAUAUUGUUGCACCGGCGACCAUGGUACACCGGAAACCUGCCCUCCGACGGACUAUUCGAGGGUCUUCAAGAACCAGUGCCCCCAGGCUUAUAGUUAUGCUUAUGAUGAUAAGUCUAGCACCUUCACAUGUAACGGUGGACCUAAUUAUUUGGUUACCUUUUGUCCUCGAGCAGUAGAAAUGUGUGUUAUAUGA